CUGAGCGUUUUCUGAAGUAUUUUUUGACGGCAGUUUAUUUAAGAGUGUAAUUUUUCGCAAUCAUGGGCGAGGUGGACAAUAUAUCGACGUUCAGCGUUGAUGGGGGGCAGGACACCGUGGGCUUGCCACGCAUCGUCAUGGUCACAGAAGGCUCUGAUACCUCUGCCUCAUCUCCCUCCUCUACUUCCUCUUCAGAAGACAACUGGGCAGACCUCAUCAAAUCAACAGAAAUCCCGCCAGAAUACUGGCACAUACAGAAACUAGUCAAAUACAUGAAAGCCGGUAAUCAAACAGCAACUAUGGUUGCCUUAUCAUGUCUUAAGGAUCACGACUUGACUAUAGAGGUGAAUCAAAGAGCCAUUCAGGAAAUUGGUGGAUUGGAAUUACUAGUAAACUUGUUGGAAACGAGAGACUUGUGCUGUAUCUUGGGAGGGCUUGCAGUUUUAAAAGAUAUUACACCGAAUAUUGAAAUAAGGAAAAAAGUGACGGAUUUAGGCGCAAUUCCUUUGCUGGUUGGACUGUUGUCAGAUCCCGCCAGAGACGUGCAGAUCCUCGCGGCAGAAACGAUAGCUAACUUGGGCAGAAUCCGUAAAAGUAGAAAAUUUUGCAGGAGAUUUGGCGGAAUACCUAAGUUGAUCGACUUAAUAGACAUAAAAGAAAGGUAUUUGAUCACAGCCCGCGAGGAGCUUGCACAGGAUGAAUUGCAGUAUUUGGACAUUGCCCGCGCGGGGGCCAAGGCUCUUUGGUCCAUGUCUUCAUCGCAAAGAAACCGAGAAGCUAUGAGGAAGUAUGGGAUGGUCCCUCUCAUAGCCAGGAUACUAAAAACUAUACACCUCGACGUAGCAGUGCCAGCUAUCGGCUUGUUGCAAAUGUGUGCAAACGAAACGUCUUUCCAGUUAGCUGUACAGACUGAGAAGAUGGUAGAUGAUUUGAUCACACAUUUAGCAAAUGAAGACAAAGAUUUAAAGACUUAUUGCAGUUUGGCAAUCUACAAAUGCGCGAGCGACCCCACCACGAGGAACAUGAUCCGAGACGCUGGGGGGCUUGAACUGCUGGUUGGCGCCGCUUCUGACACUACUAACAGAUCAAACAAGCCGCUCAUGGCCGCAGUCACGGGGGCAUUGUGGAAAUGCGCAGACAGUGAUGCCAGUAUUAAGAGACUGGACAGUCUCGGCGCUGUGCCCAUUCUUGUUAGACUUUUAGAUGAUGAAAACGACGGAGUCCUCACUAACGUUGCAGGAGCGCUCGCACAAUGUGCCAAAUAUCCACCCAAUCGUGAUAAAAUUCGAAGCGCAGGAGGAAUUCCAAUGCUGAUUCAUCAUUUAAACAAUACACAUAAACCUUUGUUAGAAAACGUGCCACUUGUAUUAAUGGAAUGCGCAAAGGAGCCAAAUUCAAUGGGUCAAAUAGACCAAUUGGACGGUGUGCGAUUGAUAUGGUCGUUACUCAAAAAUGAAUCGAAGAAAGUUCAAACUAACGCCGCUCUGGCAUUGAGUCCCUGCGUUGCAAAUGCAGCGGAUUCCGGAGAAAUGGUCCGCUCAUUUGUGGGAGCGUUGGAACUGACUGUAGACUUGUUGGAUUCCGAUGAUCAUAAUGUACUCGCAGCCGUGUGUGCUGCUAUAGCCACGAUAGCUCGAGACCAUGAAAACUUGGCCGUCAUUUCGGAUCACGGUGUCGUCGCGAAACUAGCCAAACUCGUGGGCACGACAGAUGAUCAUCUCCGGGCGAAUUUAGGUGUGGCUAUAGCAUAUUGCUGUGACUGGGCGCAGAAUCGUCAGGAGUUCGGCAAACGUGGUGCGAUCACGCCUUUGGUGAACUACAUGACGUCACGGGACCCGGCUGUACACCGAGCCACGGCGUUGGCUCUGUACCACCUGUCCUUCUACUCUAUCAAUUGUGUCACUAUGCACGCUGCUGGAGUGGUCCAAUUCCUGCUGGAGACCAUCGGGUCCAAAGACCCGGUGUUGCAAGAAGCCUCAGCUGGAUGCCUCUGUAACAUCCGGAAACUGGCCCUUGCCACCGAAAAGAUCAAAUUGAAACAGUAGAGUUUAUUUCGAUUACUAAAGAUACCUAAAUCCGAUGUUCUC
Molecule: messenger RNA, 2087 nt
Organism: Pectinophora gossypiella (pink bollworm)
Lineage: Eukaryota; Metazoa; Arthropoda; Insecta; Lepidoptera; Gelechiidae
Gene: gudu
Product: armadillo repeat-containing protein gudu
Exons: 6
Coding region: 63-2045 (660 amino acids)
Molecular function (GO): protein binding
Source: RefSeq, a predicted model, not a curated record